Molecule: messenger RNA, 2783 nt
Organism: Quercus robur (English oak)
Lineage: Eukaryota; Viridiplantae; Streptophyta; Magnoliopsida; Fagales; Fagaceae
Product: primary septum endo-1,3(4)-beta-glucanase-like
Exons: 1
Coding region: 513-2585 (690 amino acids)
Molecular function (GO): endo-1,3(4)-beta-glucanase activity
Source: RefSeq, a predicted model, not a curated record
GAGUGGUAAGGACCAGUGGACCAACCCCACCAAAUCUUUUGUAGGCCGACGGCGUUGGGUCAUAUACUCAUAUCAUAUCGUAUGUGAUUUGUGAUGGUAAAUUGCAAGAUAUUGCGCCAAUUUCCUUGCUUAUCACUGGCCAAUAUUGAUGUUUUAUUUAUUGGCCGACAUUGAUGGUAAAUAACGUCACCCACUCUCAACUUCCCACUUCCAACCCAGCCUACAAUGCCGUCAUCCAAAUGGUCUGUGUUACCUGUAGCUUCGAUAACGCAAAGGAACUGUUCGAUGAAAUGCCCAGCUCAAUCGUGUAACCCACAUCUCGAAGACAUUUUUUAUUCCUUCCACAUGUGAGAAGUGGUUUGACUUGGCUUCUGGGCUUUGAAUAAGAAUAAUGAGGUCUGACUGACUGUUUGUUUGCGACUUGUAAUUUGUCUUUGCAAGCCUUUACCACCACAAAUACACCAUAUAAUGAGUUGAAUUCCUUCAAUUAUUUUGCCAACCAAACCAAAACCAUGGCAUUACCAACAUCAUUCUGGCUCUUCUUAUCCUUUUCUUUAUGGUACUGCAAUGCAUUAGCUUUAGCAACAACAACUCAUGGGCCACCAACCACUCCAUUUCUCUUCCCAGAAACCAAAUCAACAGUGGUUCCAAAUCCUGCUCGCUUCUUCUCAUCUCAUCUCCUCUCAUCUCCACUUCCCACCAACUCAUUUUUCCAAAACUUUGUCGUAUCAAAUGGUGAUGACCAUGAAUACAUUCACCCAUAUCUCAUCAAAUCUAAUUCCUCCUCCCUUUCUUUUUCCUACCCAUUUCUCUUAUCAAACUCCUCCAUGGUUCAACAAAUUUUUGUCCCUGACCUCACCAUCACUUCCUUGAACAAAACUACCCCAUCAGCUAUUCUCAACAAAAGGCAUAGAAUCUCAUCUUUUAGUGAUCUCAGUGUCACUUUGGACCUUCCUUCUAAUAAUCUACGGUUCUACCUUGUCCGGGGAAGCCCUUUCUUGACAUGUAAAGCCAUUACUCGCAGCACAUAUCUUUCCAUUUCAACUAUCCAUGAUAUUCUCUCAUUUUCUUCUGAUGCUUCCCUCACCAAACACAUUAUCAAGCUUAACAACAGCCAGACUUGGCUCUUGUAUACUUCAGCACCUAUACGUUUCACACAUAGCGUAUCCCAAAUUACUUCCCGGGAAUUUUCUGGGGUUAUUAGGAUUGCUAUCUUGCCUAAUUCAGAACGAAAAUAUGAGGCAGUGCUCGAUAAGUAUAGCUCAUGUUAUCCGAUCUCAGGCGAUGCAAAAUUGAGUGAGCCCUUUCGUUUGGAAUACAAAUGGGAGAAGAAGGGAAGAGGAAAGCUGUUGCUGCUUGCACACCCUCUCCAUCGCCAACUAUUGUCGGGGAACAUUGUGUUAGAGGGUUUCAAGUACAAAAGCAUUGACGGUGAUCUCGUGGGAGUUAUAGGAGAUUCAUGGGUAUUGAAGUUGGAACCAAUUCCAGUGACUUGGCAUUCCAUUGCUGGUAUUAGGAAGGAACACUUUCCUGAAAUUGUUUCUGCACUUCGCAAAGAUGUUGAUGCGUUAACAACAAUAUCAACACCAUCGUCAUAUUUCUAUGGCAAAGAAGUUGCAAGAGCUGCGAGAUUGGCAUUGAUUGCAGAAGAAGUUGGUUAUCCUAAGGCAAUUCCAGUGGUGGCAAAGUUCUUGAAAAAUGCAGUUCAACCAUGGUUAGAUGGAAACUAUAGCAGGAAUGGCUUCUUGUAUGAAAGGAAAUGGGGUGGUCUUGUCACCAAACUAGGAUCCACAAGUUCCACUGAGGAUUUCGGGUUCGGAAUAUACCAUGAUCAUCAUUUUCAUUUGGGCUACUUUGUUUAUGCAAUUGCAGUACUUGCAAAGAUUGACCCGGCAUCGGGGAGGCAAUAUAAGCCACAAGCUUAUUCUCUAAUGGCUGAUUACAUGAAUGUGGGCCUAGGAUCAUAUUCGUAUUCCUAUUAUCCUCAGGUUAGAUGUUUUGAUCCGUGGAAGUUACACUCUUGGGCUGCAGGGCUCCAAAAUUAUACAGAUGGGCGAAAUCAAGAAAGCACAAGUGAAGCAGUGAAUGCAUAUUAUUCAGCUGCACUGUUGGGAUUAGCCUAUAAAGAUAACCAUCUUAAGCGCAUUGGGUCAACGCUUGCUGCAUUGGAAAUUCUCUCUGCUCAAACAUGGUGGCAUGUGAGAGAGGGAAACGAUAUGUAUGGGAAAGAAUUCAGCAGGAAGAAUAGGUUGGUAGGCAUUUUGUGGGCUAACAUGAGGGACACCAAACUUUGGUUUGCUCCGGCUGAGUGGACGGCGUGUAGGCUGGGAAUUCAGGUUCUUCCUAUCACACCAAUCACAGAGAUAUUGUUUUCUAAUGCAGAGUUUGCGCGAGAUGUUGUUAAUUGGGCAUUGCCUUCUUUGAGCUUGAGUGGACUUUCAGGACGCUGGAAGGAUUUUGUUUAUGCUUUGGAAGGAACCUACAACUAUACUAGCGCCAUAGCCAAGACAAGGAAGUUGACAGAACAUGAUGAUGGGAGCACUCUUGCCAAUCUUUUAUGGUGGAUUUACAGUCAAGAGAGGUGACAAAUCUGUGAUUGGGUAAGAAAAGCUCCUAAGAACCUCAUUCUUAUUAUGCUCAUCCAGCUUCCUACACUAAUGUUAUCAUUAGUUAUCAGCUUUUCAUUGAGUUAAUGUUAUGGUUUAAUUUGGUUGCCUAUGUAUUCAAAUGGACAAAAAUUAAAUCUAAAUCUGUUCAAGUCAUGAUUUGACCUGAUUACAAUA